Trichoderma virens Gv29-8 is the source of this 1197-nucleotide messenger RNA. RefSeq lists its product as uncharacterized. Bases 1 to 1197 code for a protein of 398 amino acids. The transcript has a single exon. The record is from RefSeq and is a predicted model, not a curated record. NCBI's taxonomy places the organism in Eukaryota, Fungi, Ascomycota, Sordariomycetes, Hypocreales, Hypocreaceae.
AUGGUCACGACUCGUGCUCAGGCCAGGGCUCUAAGUGGCAGCAGCGCAAAUACUGCAUCCCAGCCCAUAUACUAUGAGAGUGAGGAUGACUCUGGGUUCGAGUCGGCGAAUGAAGAUGGCGACGACGAAUACAGGCCUCGGGCUGCUUCGAGGCGCUCCCGGUCAGCACUAACAGAUCAAUCCGAAGAUGAAAACGAAGAUGAGAUCGAUGAAGAUGAGAUCGAUGAAGAUGAGAUCGAUGAAGAUGAGAUCGAUGAAGAUGAGAUCGAUGAAGAUGAGAUCGAUGAAGAUGAGAUCGAUGAAGAUGAGAUGAUAAUGGUACAAAUUCCUGGUCAGAAUGCCACUGAAUCCAGGUCAUUGUUACAAGCUACUAAUGGCGAUUUUUCUCCUUCUUCAUCGGACCAGGAGACGACAAUUCAGUCAAUCGAGCCACCAGACGACGUCCAAGCAACAGCGCAAGAAGGCACUUACCAUCAAGAAGACAUCCCCCAUGAUGUUGUACCGAAAAACAGGCAAUCUAACAGUCUAACAUUCUUUGAAGAGCAGUGUGAAUCAGGACCCCCUUCCUUCAAAGACCUUGUACAGCUCGAAUUCUUCCAGACUUUCCCUCACGACCCCGCAGCUACCCUAUGCAAGAAACAUUUCUUGCAGCUUGCUGAAGUAUGGUUUCAACGUCGACAAGGACAUACGGAAAAGACAAUUUACCAACUCAGUCAGAAGUAUCCAUAUAGUAGAGUGGAAAGCUUGCUUAAUUACACACGAGAUUGGAGUAUUUUACAGCAGGUUAUAUGGGACGAGCCGUGGCGACAGAUGCCGCAUGAGGCGUUUAUGAAGUUUUUGCGGGAGCAGUUGCAUUGGGCGGAAAUUGAACUUCGUGAGCGGCGGUUCAGAGCUAUCGUUAAGACAGGGAAACGCCCGAGAUGUACUUUGGAGAAUUGCGGCGUGCUAUGUUGUGUGCAUUGUCUUGCGGAAAAGAAUAAUGGAGGUGAUUUGUAUGAGUGGGUGAAAGAGGCGAGGGCAGAGGGUCGGCAUGGGGAGUGGCAGGAUGAAGAUAACGCUGCGGUUGGGGAAUGGAAGAGGAGGGGGAUUGAAGAGGAGGGUGAGAGAAUUGAUAUACGGCCAGAGUAUGUGAGUGUGGGAGGGCUGCAUUUCAUUGUGGACGUGUGUAAUGGGAAGACGAUGAUUCGAUUCCAGUGA